Molecule: messenger RNA, 2340 nt
Organism: Oncorhynchus kisutch (coho salmon)
Lineage: Eukaryota; Metazoa; Chordata; Actinopteri; Salmoniformes; Salmonidae
Product: foot protein 1 variant 1-like
Exons: 3
Coding region: 1036-2340 (434 amino acids)
Source: RefSeq, a predicted model, not a curated record
UCGGGGGUCACAAUCACUGUCAUUUACUCACGUAUGGUGGUCAAUGGAAGAAAAACUCGCUUGGGCCCUUUGCAAGCAGAAUGAGUGUCACUUCCGAAUGCCAGCCGGAGAGAGUGAAGCCUUGAUGAGGUUUUUAAGAUAUACACUGACCUGGCUACAUCCAGAGAAGAAGAGUCCAGCUCAGCCAGAGCAGGAGAGUAUUGUGGCAAGUUGGAACAGCUCCAGACUUUGAAACAUAACCUUGACCUUGUGAAAGACACAGAGGACAAUGAGACUAUCCUCCAGAACACUUAUGACCCUGACCAGGGCAACGCUUGUUUCACCAAGAACAAGCUCAGGGAGAGGGAGGUAGCAGAGAAGGUCAACAACAACAACGGGAACCAGGAAUAGGAGAAGGAGCAACCAACCAAAGGAAAGAGGAAGAGUGGAGGGAGCUGCCUCCAGCCUCAGUGCAGCAGGAGGACACUUCUAACAUUUAGAUCGACCAGACUGACAAUACUGCAGGAAAUGCCAAAACAGCCAAAUCCAAGUCCUCCUUGGAGUCGGAAGGUCCUGGGAAUAUACAUAGGAGAAAGAAUAACAAAGGGAAGAGGAGAGGAGGAGGUGUCUGGGGCCCAGAGUGGAGCUGCGUUGGAACUCAAGGAUGAGUUACUCCAUGAGUACCGGUAGCAGAUGGCACAGGAAGUGGAGAGGGCUACCGUGAGGAAGACUGUACACAAGAAGUCAACAACGGACAAGACCAUCUCUGCCCCUCAGGAAGCAGUAACAUUAAACAAUGAAGGUGCAAAGAAGAAGAAGAACAAGCUGAGGUCGUCAUUGGAUUCUGAGAGGGAGACGAGGUGUGUAGAAGUCUUGCAGGAUGAACUUUCACAACUCCAGUGAGGUUUGCAUGAACCUGUAAGGAAGCAGUAAGUCAGGUAUUCUCAACCUUUUUGGGGACGGGGACAACUUUUGUGAUAGCAAAUUCAUCAGGGACCUCCUCAUAAUCAGAACACAACUGGAGUGAGAUAAAAAUAGCAUACAAGGAGUUGUACUAUGACUUCGGCAGUGCAUGGAACCAAGUCUCAGUGCAUGGAACCAAGUCUCAGUGCAUGGAACCAAGUCUCAGUGCAUGGAACCAAGUCUCAGUGCAUGGAACCAAGUCUCAGCGCAUGGAACCAAGUCUCAGCGCAUGGAACCAAGUCUCAGCGCAUGGAACCAAGUCUCAGCGCAUGGAACCAAGUCUCAGCGCAUGGAACCAAGUCUCAGUGCAUGGAACCAAGUCUCAGUGCAUGGAACCAAGUCUCAGUGCAUGGAACCAAGUCUCAGCGCAUGGAACCAAGUCUCAGCGCAUGGAACCAAGUCUCAGCGCAUGGAACCAAGUCUCAGCGCAUGGAACCAAGUCUCAGCGCAUGGAACCAAGUCUCAGCGCAUGGAACCAAGUCUCAGCGCAUGGAACCAAGUCUCAGCGCAUGGAACCAAGUCUCAGCGCAUGGAACCAAGUCUCAGCGCAUGGAACCAAGUCUCAGCGCAUGGAACCAAGUCUCAGCGCAUGGAACCAAGUCUCAGCGCAUGGAACCAAGUCUCAGCGCAUGGAACCAAGUCUCAGCGCAUGGAACCAAGUCUCAGCGCAUGGAACCAAGUCUCAGCGCAUGGAACCAAGUCUCAGCGCAUGGAACCAAGUCUCAGCGCAUGGAACCAAGUCUCAGCGCAUGGAACCAAGUCUCAGCGCAUGGAACCAAGUCUCAGCGCAUGGAACCAAGUCUCAGCGCAUGGAACCAAGUCUCAGCGCAUGGAACCAAGUCUCAGCGCAUGGAACCAAGUCUCAGCGCAUGGAACCAAGUCUCAGCGCAUGGAACCAAGUCUCAGCGCAUGGAACCAAGUCUCAGUGCAUGGAACCAAGUCUCAGUGCAUGGAACCAAGUCUCAGUGCAUGGAACCAAGUCUCAGCGCAUGGAACCAAGUCUCAGCGCAUGGAACCAAGUCUCAGCGCAUGGAACCAAGUCUCAGCGCAUGGAACCAAGUCUCAGUGCAUGGAACCAAGUCUCAGCGCAUGGAACCAAGUCUCAGCGCAUGGAACCAAGUCUCAGCGCAUGGAACCAAGUCUCAGCGCAUGGAACCAAGUCUCAGUGCAUGGAACCAAGUCUCAGCGCAUGGAACCAAGUCUCAGCGCAUGGAACCAAGUCUCAGCGCAUGGAACCAAGUCUCAGCGCAUGGAACCAAGUCUCAGCGCAUGGAACCAAGUCUCAGCGCAUGGAACCAAGUCUCAGUGCAUGGAACCAAGUCUCAGUGCAUGGAACCAAGUCUCAGCGCAUGGAACCAAGUCUCAGUGCAUGGAACCAAGUCUCAGUGUAAUAAUUAA